GCUGGCACGUCAUCAGCAAGUGACGUCCCACGCUGUUACAUGUGGAUAAGCGAUCUAAUAGCAUAACAUUUGAAUUUCAUAAACUGCGUCCUUUUGGUUGAAGUUAACUCGGCAUAUUAAAAAGAUUGUGGAAGCCGAUCGACCGCGGUUCUUUCAUAUGGACCGUCAAAAGGUAGCAGUUAAUAGAAAAACCGCUGCAGCGAACUAAACUUGCUAGCCAAAGCGCUACUUUAGCAAAAGAAGGGAAAGUGCGGGCUACAUGACAUGGAGAACUACAGAAAAGCACGCACAGUCGAGCAACCCUGCCUGUGUCCAUUUCCCGACCUGCCCGGCGACACUCCGGAAGUUCGAGUGAAGGAUGGCAGCAAAAUCCGCAACCUGAUGAGGUUUGCUUUAAGCCGCAUGGAAGAGAAAACAGCCUCCACGGAUCUUCCAGGCCCUCUUGAAGGCUCAGAGGUGAGCGUCGGGUCGGGGGAGAAUCUGUGCCGCCAAAUCGUGUUCACGGGUGUGGGUCCGAGCGUGGCUAAAGCCAUCACGUGCGUGGAGAUCAUGAAGCGGCGUGUACAUGGCCUACACCAGCACACCAAGCUGGUCUAUCGUACAGUUCAGGAAAUCUGGGAGCCCCUGGAGCCCGAGGCCGGCUUGGACAGUCUCACAGUGAGCAGAAAUGUGCCCAGUAUAUGGGUUCUGCUCUCCAGAGACUCGCUUGAUAAGAACCAGCCAGGUUAUCAAGCUCCAGGUUCUUUUGAUGCCUUGUGGAUUCAGGCUCUCAAAGAGGAAGCAGCAACUCCGAAACACGUCCAGAGAAGGAAGAGGGGAGGGACAGGGCCUGGAAGGACAGAAGGGGCUGGGAGAGGAAAGGGUCCACACAAGCACCCGUGUCGACCUGGAGAACCACGUAGACCUCUAGGUCAUUCUGGGGGUGGGCAGGAUUGAAUCAGUGUUUCGUCUUCCUGCUGUAGCUUGCGUCAUAUUAGGUAUUUUCCCUUUUGAAGUGAAGUGUCAUAAAAAUGAGUUUAAAAGGGCAGUACGUAAUUUACAUAAAAAUAAAAUGGUCAUUUUUGUUUCAAGCCAAGCCGUUUCUCUAAAUAAAUGAAAUUGACUUCAGAAAUGCCUCAUUUCCCCAUUUAAAUUUGUGCCAAAGACACCAGAAUCAGAUUUUUGAAAUAUUUUAUGCAGCAGCAUGUUUUUCGUUAGGAUUGUUUUUGUAUCAAGAUAUUUUUUUAGAAGCGUCUUGAUUAUAUAUAAACAGUUUUUUUCUGUAUAUAUAUGAUAUAAAUUGUUAGAAAAAUAUGGGUUUGUACAGGUUGGUUCUCAUGUAAUCACAGUUGAAAAACAUUGAAUGUAUUCCAUGGAAAGCAAUUUAAAACAUGUUGAAGUAAACAAACACAUUUAACAUCA
Messenger RNA from Puntigrus tetrazona (Sumatra barb), 1401 nucleotides. RefSeq names its product ribonuclease P/MRP 25 subunit-like (gene rpp25l). The transcript has 2 exons. The record is from RefSeq and is a predicted model, not a curated record. Lineage: Eukaryota; Metazoa; Chordata; Actinopteri; Cypriniformes; Cyprinidae. Gene Ontology annotation, molecular function: RNA binding. Gene Ontology annotation, biological process: tRNA 5'-leader removal. Bases 265 to 936 code for a protein of 223 amino acids. Gene Ontology annotation, cellular component: ribonuclease MRP complex.